AUGUUUUUACAAUCGGCGAUUAUUUCAAUUAUUGCCACAUUAACAACGCAAAGGCUGCUGCUACUCGCCAGCAUUGCCAGCUGCUUUGCCCUGCUGCUAAAUGUUGGCGGCGUCGCAGCGGCGUUGGACUGGCAACAGGUUAAGCCAAUGUAUUUGGUGUCCAUGUAUCCGGGACCGUUCGGCAUGGCCUUGUCCCAGCCAACCACCUCUCUGUCCGCCGAACUGGAUGCGGAAAUGAGCGCCACAAACGAUGACAGUCGCAUUAGCAGCGACGCCGACGGCAGCAGCGAUUUCAGCGCUCUGCCUACGGACGACGUCGAACCGGAACCAUUGGUAUUGAAUUUGGAGACAACACCGCUUCUGGACAGCAUGCUGCCCGACGGUGCUAUGGCCAUGGAUCGGAUCUUUGGGGGUGAUGUUGGCAAUCCACAUUGCUUUCCCUAUCAGGUGGGCAUGCUCCUGCAGCGUCCCAAGGGCCUCUACUGGUGCGGCGGCUCGCUAAUCUCCGAUCAGCAUGUGCUAACAGCCGCCCAUUGUGUGGAUAUGGCCAAACGUGCCUUGGUCUUCUUGGGCGCCAAUGAGAUCAAGAAUGCCAAGGAGUCGGGACAGGUGCGUCUGAUGGUGCCAAGCAGCAAUUUUCACAUCUAUCCCACUUGGAAUCCCAAGCGGCUCAAAGAUGAUAUUGCUCUGAUUAAAUUACCACAUCCUGUUAGCUUUAAUGAACGCAUUCAUCCGAUACAGCUACCAAAGCGACACUAUGAGUACCGCAACUUCAAGAACAAAUUGGGAAUUGCAUCAGGCUGGGGACGUUAUGCGACUGGAGUGCAUGCGAUCAGUAAUGUGCUGCGCUAUGUGCAGCUCCAGAUCAUCGAUGGACGCACCUGUAAGCGCAACUUCCCGCUCUCGUUUCGGGGCACGAACAUCUGCACGAGCGGACGCAAUGCGCGCUCCACGUGCAACGGGGAUUCGGGUGGACCGCUGGUGUUGCAGCGCCGUCACUCAAAGAAACGGGUGCUGGUGGGCAUCACCUCAUUCGGCAGCAUCUAUGGCUGCGAUCGCGGCUAUCCGGCGGCUUUCACCAAGGUGGCCUCAUACCUUGACUGGAUUAGUGAUGAGACGGGUGUGCAUUCGCAUCAGGACACCACGAAGGCCAUUUUCUUUGACCAGUACAUAAAGAACUAUGGGAAAAAGCACCACAAUCGCAAGCUCGAAAUGGAUGAUGUGCCCGACGAACUGGACGUUCAUCAUUCAUUGCCCCAGUCCGAUGAGAACGAUACGUCCGAGACGGCUAGCCUACGGUCACAUUCCCAGCCCAAGUCCGAAAAUGAUUUCUAUUUCUUGUAGCUUUCAAUAAACAUUUAUUUUA
This is a messenger RNA of Drosophila grimshawi, 1366 nucleotides long. Its product is annotated as chymotrypsin BI. The record is from RefSeq and is a predicted model, not a curated record. Bases 1 to 1344 code for a protein of 447 amino acids. Lineage: Eukaryota; Metazoa; Arthropoda; Insecta; Diptera; Drosophilidae. Gene Ontology annotation, biological process: proteolysis. Gene Ontology annotation, molecular function: serine-type endopeptidase activity. The transcript is spliced from 3 exons.